GAACGGUUCUGUGCUUAAGGGUUUUGCUGCGAGGGGCGGCGGCCACGAGCGCAGGCGACGAGUAGCGGCGGCGGCGACGACGACACACGACGUACGGCGGAGGUCCGAGGUGCGGCCUCUGGCGCCUCAGCACCGGUUGCCACCGCCAGCAGGCCAAUCACCGCCACCUCCUGCAGCUAGCAAGCCAGCCAUGAGCAAGCGGGCUAAGACGGCAGAGCCGGAGUCGCAGACGACCAUUGUGGGCUCUUCUGCCUUCCAGUUCAAAGUAGACUACGAGCAAGUUAAGCAGCUUCCCACCGGCAAGUCCGUCUUCUCCGAUGCCGUAUCCGCCGGUGGGCACCUGUGGAGGAUUGAGUGCUUCCCGCGUGGGGUGAACGAGGCCGACAGGGAGUGUGUUUCUAUCUUCCUCGAGCACAUGAGCAAAUCCAAAAGUGUUGGGGCAUUCUUCGAGGUCUUGAUGAUGGGCAGGGACGGCAAACCAUGCCUGUCACAUAUACGUAGGGCAUUUGAAACCUUUGAGAUCACGGAAGACGGCGACACCUUUGGAUGGCAUCAGUUCGUGAAGGGGACUGUUGUGGAGAAAGAUUACUUGGCAGGGAGACACGUCACGUUUGUGUGCGCGAUCAUGGUCGUCGAUGACAGUACUAUUCUCAGUCCUAUUCUCGUCCCAUCUUCAGACAUCGGGACCCAUCUUGGCCGUCUGCUAGACCAUGCUGACGGGACGGACGUGUCAUUCGUCGUCGACGAUGAGACAUUCCGUGCACACCGAGCGGUGCUUGCUGCCCGCUCGCCGGUGUUUAGAGCAAAGCUCUUCGGUUCCAUGUCUGAGGCUACAAUGCCAUCCAUCACGCUGCACAGCAUCAAACCCGCAACAUUCAAAGUUAUGCUUCAGUUUAUUUACACGGAUGAAUUGCCCGAGGAAGACGAGCUUCAGGACUCUUCUGCCCAGAUGUUUCAAGAUCUACUCGCUGCGGCCGAUCGGUAUGCACUGGACCGACUGAAGAUUAUUUGUGCUCAGAAGCUGUGGGAGAAAGUGUCUGUUGAGACAGUUGCAACUAUCUUGGCUUGGGCUGAAACCUACAACUGUCAGCAGUUGAAGAAUAAGUGCAUUGUCUUCUUUGUGGUGGAGGAAAAUUUCAGGAAGGUCAUGUUCACUGAUGGUUAUGGGUUGUUGCUUUUGAAAUUCCCAGCUAUUAUUGCUGAGCUAAGGAAGAGAGUUUAGGACAUAACAUAGUGAGAUCGUCUCCAUGUGUAUAGUUCAGGUGUUCAAGCAGAGCUGGGGUCCUGAGAUUGCAGAAUCUUCUUCUUAGCAGUAUUAUUGGGCUUAAUUGCUACUGAGCACUGAUAGAGAUAAAUGAGGUGAGGAGGAGGAUGUUAUCAGAUAACUGAGAUGCAAAGUUGCCAAAUGAGCAGCUCGUUUAUGUUUUUACUUCUCUGUUCUUUUUGCCGUUUCGUGUCCUGAAGCUACUUUUGCUA
Messenger RNA from Triticum aestivum (bread wheat), 1476 nucleotides. RefSeq names its product BTB/POZ and MATH domain-containing protein 1-like. Bases 191 to 1222 code for a protein of 343 amino acids. Gene Ontology annotation, molecular function: protein binding. The transcript is spliced from 2 exons. Lineage: Eukaryota; Viridiplantae; Streptophyta; Magnoliopsida; Poales; Poaceae. Gene Ontology annotation, biological process: protein ubiquitination. The record is from RefSeq and is a predicted model, not a curated record.